Messenger RNA from Blepharisma stoltei, 4754 nucleotides. The record is from the annotation of a GenBank genome assembly. NCBI's taxonomy places the organism in Eukaryota, Ciliophora, Heterotrichea, Heterotrichida, Blepharismidae.
AUGCUGGUUCAAUUUUUUUUAGUGCUUAUAAGAUUUGCAGUAGGCUCAGUCCUGCCUAUUGGGUUGGUUUACUCAUCAAAAACAGAUUCAAGUUUUCUCUCAGCCCUUAUUUCAAAUCUUGUAGGCCUACAGCUGGAAAUUAAAAAUACUUUAGAGCUCUCAUUCAGCCUCGACGUCAAAUUAGAAAGUAUAGACUGUUCUUUAGCUGAAAGUUCAAGCCCUUACCAAGUUCCUUCAUCCUUUUCUGACGCAGGCAUCGUAGUGAUCAUUGACGCUGCCAACUGUCUGGAGUAUUCUGAAUUUUUAGAAUAUGUUUCAGUUUCAGCAGGCUUUGUUCAUAUAGUCAUUCAAAGAUCAUAUGACGCUUUAAAAGGAGAAAUCCUGAAUCCUUAUACAUUCUUUUUAGAAACCAAUUAUAUCACUCAGGCAUAUGCAUUUUUAGACAUCAUCAAACUUUAUGGCUGGAAAAAUCUUGGUUUAAUCUAUGAUAAUGCCCCAGAGUCCAUGAAUUUCGCCAAUUCUUUCAAAAGCAUCAACCAAAACUCAGGAGCUACAAUUAAUGAUGAAAUUAUCGUUAACUUAGACGAGCCGAACGUCGAAUCUUUUUUUGUGUCAAGAUUCCAAUCCUCAACUUUAAAUGCGGGUGCAAGAAUUCUUUUGGUGUGCACAAACCCAAGCAUUUCAGCACAAGUGCUAACUCCCCCCUCCAUGAGCGAAAAUUGUUUUUCGAAAUUUAAAAAAAAAAUCCUAAUUUGCAAAAUUGGGAAACAAAUAUUAAUUUAAUUUAUAAAAUUUAUGUUUUUAAAACACAAUUUGUUUAAAAUUAAACAGAAUUAGCUCGAGAUUUCAUUAUACUAAUUAUCACUUAUAUAUCAAUUUUUUUUGAUAAAAAAUUUUUAUUCACUCACGGAGGGUUUUUUGGCAAAAAAUAGGGAUUUUUCCAAUGGUUUUGUUCACUCACGGAUGGGGGGAGUAAGGGCUGCCGAUUUAAGUGUGAUGGGUGGAUCAGGAUAUGCCUAUAUCUUUUGUAGCAGCGCUAUGACUGAUUUAGGAGAUAUAAGCAAAAAUUCGUAUGUAGACACAGAUGAAGCAACUUUUGGAGUGCUAAAAUCAGGGGCUAUUGGAUUUCAGGCACUUGAUGACCAGCUUUAUGAUAUUAAGCCAAUGGCACUGAUAAGAUCAAUUUUGAUUUUAGUUAGUCAAGGGUAUCAGAGUCAAGGCUUCCCAGGGGUCAGCAUUUCUGCAUCGAUUCUGGCGACCUACUUAUCAAGCAGUCCAACAAUUUCAGACUCAAAAUACCAAAUUAGUUUGGAUAGUAACAGAAUGAAGAUAAGCUUAUAUAAUAUUUAUAAUAUACAGAAUUUCAAGGAAUACUUAAUUGGAUCUUGGAGCUACAGCUCAAGGAAAAUCAGUUUGACACCUAGCAUUAUAAUCAUAAAAGGCAUCACUCGAAUUUUCUGAUUCCCGACCGAAAAUUCUCUUUUUACCUUUUAUGAUUAUGAAGCUUGGUUUCCUAGGAAUUUAUCUCAACGAUGGCAGGACUUCAAGAAUCUACGAUUUGCAGUGCAGGACUUCUGUCCCUUAGGGAAUCGAAUUUUCUGGAAACUAUUCUGCCUACCUCAGGCGGCGGAGGAUGAAACAUUUAGAGUGUCUGACAGACUCAAGUUGAUUUUACACAAGAGCCGAUAGGACAAUCAUCGAAAUCCGAACGCCAAAUUCUAUGAACCAUUCAGGGGUGAAGUAGUGCUUUGCCUGAUGCGACGGUGGAUAGGGAAAUCCAGAAGCAGGGACGGAAGCCCAAGCAGGUGAUGCGGCCAUUUCAAGUUAAAUGAGAGGAAGAUUAAUCUUAAUGUAAUGAAAUGACAUCUAGCAGUAUUGUUUGGCCUGGGUUUAGUUCAACGACACCUAAUGAUCAAAUUCCUUUAAUCAAGCUUGGGUUUCUAUACCCUGGCCAUGACACUUCCGGAUCUACUUUUACUAUCGGAACGACAAUAAAAAAUGGCUUUGAACUUGGAGUUGCAACAGUAAAUAAAGAAAAAAUAAUGGGUGACUAUCAAUUUUCCGUGAAUUAUGUCGAUACAAAUAUGCUUACAACUCUAGCUGCUUCUAACGUUCAAUCCUUAACCAGCUACAGCGUAAUUGCAUUCGUUGGCCCUUACAAUACAGACGAAACAGCUGCAUAUGAAGCUGCCAUCUUAACAGCCUCCGACCCAAAGCCUUUAAUUUCUUAUGGCUGUGCGUCAGGCAAUUUUUCUUCCAAAUCCAGCUACCCCAACUUUUUCAGGUCAAUCCAAGCUUAUGACCUUGAAGGAACCGCGGUGGCUGUCCUCCUAAGCCAAAUAAAAUGGAAAAAGAUCUGCGUCAUUUACACUUUAGAUGAUUAUGGCUCUCAAAUGUAUAAAAGUCUCGUGAAAAACGCCCUUUCUCUAGGCAUAGAAAUAAGGAAUAAAGAAUCUAAAAGAGGAAUCAGGUACAGCGGCGCUGGAUCCACAAUAACCCAGAAAACCAAAGAUGAUGUAGAUGAUGCGCUUUCCGCUGUUGUAAGAAAGCAAUGUAAAGUCAUUGUGUAUUUGGGAGACUAUGGACUUACACCGUAUGUAGCGAAAACUGCACAUGAGAAAGAACUUUAUGGAUCAGACUAUGCGUGGAUUGGAGCGAGAUGGAUUAAUAGUGAUUUGACUGCCUUAGUCACAAAAAGCUAUAGUGGCAGCUCAUCUAAAAUUUGGGAUGUGCUUGAAGGAGCCGUGGGACUUGACUAUAGAACCAUAAUAGGCACUGAAGGGACUGCAUUUGCCGCUAAUUAUACAGCUGCCUACCCAUCAUCAGCCUAUACUGUUUACUCCAUAUAUGCAUAUGAUAUCGCUUUUUUCCUUGCAAAUGCUAUAAGCUCUAUUGUAGCUGUAGGAGACAACUUCAAUAGUGGAACCGAUUUAAUCAGAACCUUACGCGCUGCUGAUUUUACAGGGGCAAGCGGGAUCUUUAAAGUCAUCACAGAAACAAAUGACAGGUUUGGGAUAGGCUACUAUGUGGUUAACGUGCAGAAAGGAGUCAUAAAAAACGUACAAAUCUAUGACCCUUCUACUUCCGCUGGGUUUAUUAGUAUUGAUGACAAUACCAUUCUGUACCAUGACGGCUCUGCAAGUCCUACUGAUGACACCUGGUCGACUUAUUAUGAUUGUCCUUUUGCUGAAAAAAUGGUCAGCGUUGAUAAUGCUGGAGUUGGAAUAGUGGUUAUGAUCGGUGGAUUCCUUUUUAUAGUCACUCUCAUAUUAAGUUACUUUGCUUAUAAGAAGUGAAAACUUCUAGAAAUCCAAGAAAUCAACGAGCCAGUGCUGCAAAGCUGGAAAGAUACAUUGGUCUUUAUUACAAUUGCUAUUGAGUUUUGCCAGUUUGUUGCAAUUGCUCCGACUUUUCCAGCACUGGAGUCUGUGGUCCAAGGCUUCUCUAAUGUGUUUAUGAUUGAUGCUUUAAAAGUUUCACACAGCAAUAAGCAAGGAUUCUGGGCCAUGCUAAGCUGUGUCUGCGCAUUAUGCAUAAUUUGGUUUUUAAUUAUCAUUUCAAUUAUGAGCAACGCUGAGCAAUAUAUCCAAAACAGUGUCCUCUGCCAAAGAAUAUAUGAACUCAUGAACAAUUUAUAUUUGCCGUUUAUCGGGAAUACCAUGUUUUUGCCUUUUAUGACCAUUUUGCUUGAUGUUUUUGUAUGUGAUCACAAAGCGCAAAAAAAAGCAUUCGUCUGGAGAGACUGCUAUAUGAACUGCUGGGGAAGUGGCGCUUACUGCCUUAAUUAAUUAUAGAGAAGUUGCAGGCAGGCCGACUUGCUUACCAGUCCGAACACUGUAUUGCUCCUCACAGACAAGGGCAACAGCUGGCAUCGUGGUUGAAAAGCAAUUGACUGACUAAUAAACCCCUUCUAUCCUUGCUGGGGACCCUUUCCUGCUUCGAUAAAUCAUUUCCCAUGGGUAAGUUGAUAUACAGUCAGCUUACCAGAAAAUGGCUCCACCAAAACAACAAACCCCAGCCAGAUGCAUUAUUGCUGACACCAUCCUCUCUUCCACAAGAUUCCUGAUUCUCCCAAUGAGCCUACGAUCCAUAUUUUAAUAGAGUCCGCUGGCUCGCUGCACCAUUUAAUGUAUAUGCUGGGAAGUGAGCAUUCGCCUUAUAUUAUAAUCUCAGUUAUAGCCAUGAUGUGCUACGAGCCUCUUGCAGCCUUUUCACGGCCCCUAUGACAGCAAGCAAAAACUGGCAUGAACAUCAUGAUCACACCUUUCUUUUUACUGUUCAAAACAUGCGCCCAGAUCCUUUUAAUUGCUAUAGGAAAGUCCUUGCAAGGCACCUCAGUAAUUGCUCAUGGGGUUGUUUUCUCAAUUCUAUUUAUCGCAUUCACCAUUGUUACAUAUAAAAUGAAGCCUUUUAAUUAUGGGAGAUGCAACUUAUGGGAAAUGACAUCAUUAAUUGCAGUAUGCUAUAUAUCAGUUUUGGCGACUUUGGCAAAUGCAGGGGAUUCUAAACAUAUUGCCUGGUUCGUGACACUUGCGGCAGGAUGGGCAAUUAUGGUAAUUGUAGCGGUUUUUAUUCAAAAGAGACAUUUUCCGAAUUAUUUGACUUCGACGGGGUCUAGGGGGAAAAGAAAAAUAUAUGAUGCGAUUAUUGUGAGGAAAGGAAGUCAACUGGAUUCUGUGGAUCUGGACAACUCCAAUGUGGUUGAAGACCAGCAAGCCCCGACUCCUAUGGGAGCUUCUCAAAUAAAUAUAUAA